Prunus armeniaca (apricot) is the source of this 1488-nucleotide messenger RNA. The record is from the annotation of a GenBank genome assembly. NCBI's taxonomy places the organism in Eukaryota, Viridiplantae, Streptophyta, Magnoliopsida, Rosales, Rosaceae.
AUGGAUCCGUCGUCUUGCCCAUUCUGUCAUUUGGAAGUUCCAUCCUCAGAACUUGAGUGGCAUGCCAACAGUCACUUUGAGGUCGAGGAUGAAGAUGAACAACUAGCAAGGGACUUGGAAUUUGCCCAACAACUUGCUCUUGCCCCUUCUUCACCUCCAUCAUCAUCCAUGAAUAGUCAAGCAAUCAGUGACUUGCCAAUUUCUAGAUGUGAUGCACAAAUUAGCAUGGAGGAAAAAGUCUCUUGCUUGAUUGCUUUACAGACUAGGACCACUUUCUACGAAAUUGAACAUGGCUUGAUGGCCUUGAUGAAAGACUGUUUGGAGUCAGAACGUGGAAAUACAACCAGUAUUGUGUCCGGUUAUAUUGAUCAUUUUCAGAGCAUUCCAUCUGAGGACGUUGGGUGGGGUUGUGGGUGGCGUAACAUCCAAAUGCUUAGCUCCCACUUGCUUAUGCAAAGGCACGAAGCUCGGGAGGUUUUAUUUGGUGGUUCGGGAUUUGUUCCUGAUAUUCCAUCUCUCCAAAGAUGGCUUGAGAUUGCUUGGGAAAAGGGAUUUGAUGAACUUGGCUCUGAUCAUUUUGCUAAUAAUAUUUAUGGCUCAAAAAAAUGGAUUGGAACUACUGAAUGUGCUGCCCUUUUCCGUUCUUUUGGGCUUCGAGCAAGAGUAGUAGAUUUUGGUCCCAAGGAACUUGAAUCAUUUUAUCCUUUGCUUCCUGGUUCAAGUCUUGGGAAAGAAGUAAAGAGAAUACAUAAUGGCGGAAAGAGGAAAGCAAUUCAGGUUUGUGGCCCGAUGGAUGGGUAUCUUUUGGCAAGGAAUCAUGAUGUUUCCCAAGCAAGUUCCAGUGGGGAUGAAAAGUCUGGAUGUUCUAGUAUCCCUCUUGGUGACUCGUUGUGUAGCAAAAGUAAUGAGAAUUUGGGAAAUAAGUUUACAAGGAAUAGCAAGGGUCAUCAGGUUCUCAUUGAUUGGAUCUGGAACUACUUUUCUGAUAAAAAUUUUACCAAAUCUGGCAAUCGUCAGGUUGUUGUCAGUGACAAAACACCCUUGUACCUCCAACACGAUGGACAUUCGAGAACGGUUGUUGGGAUUCAAGUCAAACAUCAACAUAAUGGGAUGCAGCAGCACAAUCUCUUAAUAUUGGACCCUGGCCAUAGAACAGCAGAUCUGGAAAGGUCGCUGAAACAGAAGGUCGGAUGGCAGAAGUUCAUCAAAAGAGGGGUUCACACACUGAAAAAGCCACAGUACCAGUUGUGUUAUAUUGAUACUGGAAUAGCAAAUCAGGAGGAAGUGGAGUUACUCAAGACAAUAGAAAGUUGGAUUUCAUUUGUGCAAGAUGGCCAGAGAGUCAGGGAUUCAGAUCUUCUUACUCUUCAGAUGCUAGGAUGCUGUGAUGUUUUACAAGCUCUUAAUCUAGGCUAUCUUGGUUAUCAUGAUGAUCAAUUUGAGUUGCUUUUUAGCUGCCUGGAAGAUUUGGCAGGAGACACAGCAUGA